Yamadazyma tenuis ATCC 10573 is the source of this 2914-nucleotide messenger RNA. RefSeq lists its product as uncharacterized. Gene Ontology annotation, molecular function: oligopeptide transmembrane transporter activity. Gene Ontology annotation, biological process: transmembrane transport. Gene Ontology annotation, cellular component: plasma membrane. The record is from RefSeq and is a predicted model, not a curated record. NCBI's taxonomy places the organism in Eukaryota, Fungi, Ascomycota, Pichiomycetes, Serinales, Debaryomycetaceae.
AUGGAUAGAGCUAAAAAACUCACUAGUGUGAAAAGUGCCGGACAAAACUUAGACUCUACUUUUGCUGAACAUGAAGUUGACUUGAAGGCUAUUACCUCAAAUCCCGUAUCCCUUGGGGCGGUGGGUACUGAAUUAUCAACCGAACAGAAAUACUUCAUAUUGAAAAGAAUGGGUCACAAGAACUUGGAAUCAAUGGAGGAUUUACCUGUGGGCGUGACGUUGAUGAUUCAGUACAUUCAAGAUCUUCCCAUUGAAGAAGCCAUUGAGAUUUUGAAAACUACUAUCGUCGAGCACGAUGAAGACGUCAACUUCCCAAGUGAGGUGAUGGACUUGAUUGAGAAAUUGGUGGAGUUGGCCCCAGAGAAGGUCAACAACUCUACAAUUUCCGAGAAGUUGGAAAACUCUUUGGAAAAGACCGGUGAAGCUGUCAACGUGCACGACACCGACGCUUCGUCUUUAGAAGUUGCUGAUGGUAACUACUACGACAUCGUUGACUGGGAAUUGCAGAGCAAGAUCGAGGCUUCCUUGAUUGCCUACCACUCUCCUUACCCAGAAAUCCGUUCGGUCACCGACUGUUACGAUGAUCCAACAUUGUACGUCGAAACUCCAAGAGUGUACCUUUUGGGAUUAAUUUGGACAGCCAUUGGGGCUUUUGUUAAUCAGUUUUUUGCUGAAAGACAACCUUCUAUCUCAUUGCCAUCCUCAGUUGUGCAAUUGUUGUUGUAUCCUUCGGGUUUGCUUGUUGCAGCUAUUUUGCCUAAAUGGAAAUUCAAGAUCUGGAAGUAUACUUUUGACUUGAACCCUGGUCCUUGGAACCACAAGGAACAGAUGUUGACUACUAUUUUCUACUCGGUUUCCAGUGGUACUCCUUACGUGUCUUAUAAUAUCCAUGCCCAGAAGGUUAAACAGUUCUAUAACAAUACUUGGGCUGACUUUGGCUACCAAACUUUGUUGAUCUUGUCUAACAACUUCUUGGGUUUCGGUUUCGCAGGUAUUAUGAGAAAGUUUACUAUUUACCCAGUUAGGGCUCUUUGGCCAUCUGUGUUGCCAACCUUAGCCUUGAACUCAGCUUUGAUGAAGCCAGAAAAGAAAGAAAAAAUCAAUGGCUGGUCCAUUUCAAGAUAUAAUUUCUUCUUUAUUUGCUUUGCUGCUUCCUUCGUGUAUUUCUGGAUUCCUGACUACUUAUUCUAUGCGUUGUCCACCUUCAACUGGAUGACUUGGAUUGCUCCAAACAACUUCAACUUGGCUGCUAUCACUGGUUCUUCUUAUGGGUUAGGAAUGAACCCUAUUCCAAGUUUUGACUGGAACGUCCUCAAUUUCAACUAUGCUUUGACUAUUCCUUUCUACUCGCAGAUUAACCAGUACAUUGGACUGAUUUUAGGUUUCUUCUCGAUCAUAGGUGUGUUUUGGACCAAUAAGUACUGGUCUGGAUACUUGCCAUUGAACUCUUCGUCUUUGUUCACGAACACUGCUGAAGUCUAUGAUGUCAAAGCUAUAGUUGACUCCAAAUCUCUUUUCGAUCAUGAAAAAUACAUGGAGGUUGGCCCUCCGUACUAUUCUGCUGCUAACUUGGUUCUUUACGGGGCUUUCUUUGCCAUCUACCCAUUUGCCAUUAUCUACGAAUGCUUUAUCAACUUCACUCCAAUGAAGAAUGCCUUAUUCAGUUUAGGAACUUCUAUCAAGAACAUCAGAAGAUCGACUUUUGAAGGUUUCAAUGAUCCUCACACCCAGAUGAUGAAGAAGUACAAAGAAGUUCCCGACUGGUGUUUCCUCGUGGUAUUGUUGAUUGCUUUGAUUUUGGCUAUUAUUUGUGUAAAGGUGUACCCAGCUCAAACUCCUGUUUGGGGUCUUUUCUUUACUCUUGGUAUCAACUUUGUUUUCUUGAUUCCUUUGACUGCUGUCUUCUCCACUACUGGUUAUCAAUUCGGUCUUAAUGUGUUGGUUGAAUUGAUCAUUGGAUAUGCAAUCCCUGGUAACGGUUUGGCCUUGAACUUCUUGAAAGCCUUUGGUUACAAUAUUAACGGUCAAGCCCAGAACUAUAUUUCUGAUCAAAAGAUGGGUCAUUAUGCCAAGCUUCCUCCAAGAGCCAUGUUCAGAUGUCAAAUGUUGUCGAUGUUUGUUGCUUCAUUCAUUUCUUUGGCCACUAUGAACUUCACCAUUAACCACAUCAAGGGCUAUUGUGAUGCUUUGCAACCACAAAAGUUUACCUGUCCAAACUCCAAGGUUUUCUACAACGCUUCUAUUUUAUGGGGUGUUAUUGGACCAAAGAAGGUUUUCAAUGGUUUAUAUCCAUUGUUGCAAUACUGUUUCUUGAUCGGUGCAUUAUUGCCCAUUCCUUGUAUCUUGUUCAAGAAAUAUGGUCCAAAGAAGGUGACAAAGUACUUCCAACCAACUUUGAUCAUUGGGGGUUUCUUAGUUUACGCUCCUUAUAACUUGUCCUACUACACUGGAGGAGUUUACCUUUCGUUUUUCUUUAUGCUGUAUAUCAAGAAGCGGUACUUAUCGUGGUGGGAGAAGUAUAACUAUGUGUUAUCUGGAUCGUUGGAUGCUGGUAUUGCUUUCAGUGGAAUCAUUAUUUUCUUUGCUGUCUUUUAUCACGACAAGUCGAUUUCUUGGUGGGGAAAUAAUGUUAUUUACGGAGGCGUUGAAGGAAGUCUGGUAGGUAGACUUGAUGUUGCCACUUUACCAGGGGGAACCUUUGGUUUGGCUCCAUCUGACUAUCCAUAAAUUAUAUAAUAUAAACAGUGUGAUAAUUAAUAAGUUUGUGUUUGUCUUGCGACUGUCAGAUUGCAAAGCCUUGUACCAGAUAAACGGUUUUUAGAGGGGAAUUCUAAGAAUAGGAUUAAUAUCAUCUGGCUGCCGUUAUAUUAGCCAACUUUGGUGUCAUAGUUAGUAAUCCAGCAUAUCUAGUAAA